AUGAUGCAAAGCCUUGGACGAUACUCAAAACGAUUUCUCUUGCUCAGGAAAACACAGCCGAUUCAAUUCUCACGUACCCUAACGUCGGCGAAGCUGAAUGACACUUUAUAUAGUCGGGUCAUGGCGGUGGAAAACAGGUUCCUAUGGAGGGUUAAGGUUACACCUGUGCUUAACGAAUGGCUGAACCAGGGCAAUUAUAUAAACCCUACGGAUCUAAGAACCGUCAUCAUAGCUCUCUGCGAGUCUCAGCGAUUUGAUCACGCUCUCCAGGUUUCAGAGUGGAUAACAAAACAAGGGGUGUUCGAGAUAACCACUGAAGAUGUUGCAUCUCGGCUUUAUCUAGUUGAGAUCAAUUCAGGGUUAACCGAAGCAGAGAAGCUCUUCAAAAGCCUUCCUGAGAACAUGAAAGACGACUCAGUCUACACCACUCUCUUAAGCUUCUACACAAAAUCCAAGAAAACACGGCACGAAGCGGAAGCUACUUACCAGAAGAUGAGGGAGCUAAAUUUUCUCUCGAAACCUUACCCCUACUACAAGAUGAUUUAUCUCUACGGCCUUCUUGGAGAAACAAAUAUGGUCGACGAGAUUCUUAGGCAGAUGAAAGAGAACGGAGUCGACCAUGAAAAGAUUCUCACGGACAAUAAUGUUUUAAAGGCUUACGCGAGUGUCCCUGACGUGGAGGCAAUGGAGAAGUUUCUGAAAGGAAUAGAGGAUGAAACGCCGCCGUUUGUAUUAGUUUGGCAAACGGGAAUAAGCAUGGCAAAGGCUUACUUGAAAUGCGGUUCAAGUAGAAAAGCGAUAGAGAUGUUGCGUAGAACAGAACGAGUAGUUGAUGCAGAGUCGAGAGACGCAGCGAACAAGGUAUUAAUGGAGAUGUAUGGGCAGGCUGGAGCUAAACAAGAUGAGUCUCGCCUCUAUAGGCGUAUCAAUCAGAAGGCUAAGCAGGGACAGAGAAUGAGAGCAUGUCGAAGUAAAGGAAGUGGUGGACGAAGCUCUUUCCACCCGGGAUAUUACUAUGGUGGAUGUGGCGGUGGCUGUGGUGGUUGGGGUAGUAGCCGGGCUGAUGAUAACGGUGGUAUGGAUGGUAGCCGCGCUGAUGAUAACGGUGGUGUGGAUGGUAGCCACGCUGGUGAUGUCGACGGUGGUGGUGUCGGUGUUGAUAGUGACGGUGGGAUUGGUAGUGGCAGUGGCGGUGGAUGUGGUGGAUGUGGUGGUGGAUGUGGUGGAUGUGGUGGCUGGGAUUGA
Eruca vesicaria subsp. sativa (arugula) is the source of this 1245-nucleotide messenger RNA. NCBI's taxonomy places the organism in Eukaryota, Viridiplantae, Streptophyta, Magnoliopsida, Brassicales, Brassicaceae. The record is from the annotation of a GenBank genome assembly.